This is a messenger RNA of Oreochromis niloticus (Nile tilapia), 2185 nucleotides long. RefSeq names its product differentially expressed in FDCP 6 homolog. Lineage: Eukaryota; Metazoa; Chordata; Actinopteri; Cichliformes; Cichlidae. The transcript has 4 exons. Gene Ontology annotation, cellular component: cytoplasm; nucleus. The record is from RefSeq and is a predicted model, not a curated record. Bases 686 to 1321 code for a protein of 211 amino acids.
CCCUCACUCUGAAGACGGAGGGCAGUUUGAAUGGCUGAAUACCAGAUGUAAAAUCUUGGGUGUACUUUCCAUUUAACUUUCCGAGUCAGACUGAAUAGGAUGGGUUAUCUUAAAAAAAUGAGGACUGGUGUAGCUUUACAGAGUAAUUGAAUGCAUGUUUCAGAAAAUAUGUUAAUUCCUUUUGGAUAAAGUGGCUGACUGACCUCCACCUGCCGGAGCACCUCUCUGAGGGGUUCAGUAGCCGAUGCCAUCAGCUCAGUAUGGAACGCACCACUGACUGGGAGAGUUUUGGUCCGCAUGAACUUUAGGCGCCGAGAGUUUUCCUGGAGGAAAUCCAGAGCCUGAGAAGUCAAAGAAGACAGCAGAAAUGACAAGAGCAGCUCUAACAACUUUUUUGAUGGUUGAGAGAAGACAGAAAAGAGAACACAAUAGAUUCACGGUAUAUUAAAGCAGCAAGAAUAUAUGAAUGCAUUACCUGCUGGUGCCCUGCAAUAACCCUGCCAUCUGGAAACAGGUAGUUGGCCACAGAGCACACAGGAUUCUCCAUCCCCAGACUCUUGCAGUGCUCUUUUGCCUGCAGACAGGCAUAAUUAUACUGAUCCUGAGGUCUACCAAUGACUGACAGCAUCCCACUGGGAACCAGUUCUGAGGCCUUCUGCAUAGUCUCCGCUCGCACCAGGCUGAGAUGCAGGUGAAGGAAAAGGAGGCUGAACAACAGAAGAAGAGGAUCAGGGAGCUGGAGCUGACACAGCAGCAGCUGGAAGUUGCCCUUAAUAUGGAGAUCCAGGCUCGGCUGGAGGAGGAGAGGGCCAGACUGGAGCUUGAGCGGUUGCUGCAGGCUGAAGAUGAAAAGAGGAAACAUUUCCAGCUCCUCCAGGAGCAGCAACGUACAAUGCAAAACCUCAGCCCCAUACAGGAGCUGUCAGAUGGCAGUCCCGAUGAGGACACCCCCUCAGCCCUCAACUCUGCCUCUCAGGAGCUCCAGGAUCUGCAGGCAUCUCGCCAAAGAAGCCACCAGCGUCUGGAGGAGGUUCAGGAGAGGCUGAGGAAUGCCAGUCAACAUGUACGGCACUGGAACAUCCAGCUGAACCGACUGAUGACCCCCAUUACUCCUGCAGAGCGACUGGAAAGCCGGCUGUUAUCAAAGCCCACAUGCCCUAAAAAGGAGGACGCGCUGGCCAGUAAUGAGUUCAUCACUAAGUUUAAGAUAAGAGUUGAUCAGAAUAGAGGCGAUGAUGAAAGUCUGGAGCAUCAGUUGGAGGCUGCCAACCUGUCUGAUGAAUCGUUCGAGGCCCAGACAGAAGUCAACGGACAAAUAUGAUCACAGACAUUUUAAAAACGCGAGUUGAGAGUUAAGGGGGAAAAAUAUUGUAAUAAGUAUAUAUUUGAAUUGCACACUAAGAUAUAAAGUGAUGGCAGCGAGCACAGUGUUGCAGGAUUUAAUUAAAAACACAUCUGACUAAGACCAACUGAAAUUUAGAGUUGUGUAUAAUAAAGUUUAUUCAUGAUUAAUAAAACAAAUCUGUAAUAUUUUUCUUUCUCUUUUGUCCAUUUGAAUCUCGCUACAGCUUAAAUAAAAGAAAAGAAUGUGUUUUGAAUAAAUUAAACUCUAUUCUCUCUUUUUCUUUCUUUUUUUCUUGGUGGGUUUUCAUUUGCAAUCAAAGGCAACAUUAUACAAUUAUAUAGUAUAGUAAGAAAUAUCCUUUAACUUAAUUUAGUAUUUGUUUUUUAAUUUUUGUUUUUAUUGUUUCCCCUUCAGUUUUGUGCUUAUAACAUGUUCUAAUCUGACAUAUUAUGCAGUAAAUUAUUUUUGCAGUAACUUAACAGGCCAUUGUGGGAGCCAACAUUCACUUAUCAAGGACAUAUUUGUAUAUUCUGUGGGCUGCUUUAUGGUUGUGUCAUUUAGAAACAUAAGCCACAACAGACUUCCACCGGAGAGUACUUAAAAAUGUAUUUUUAUGUAAAGAUAUUUUAAUUAACUACUAUAUUAAGAGCGAACCUAUUGUUACAUGGAUUAAUUGUACAAACUGUAGAGAAAUAAGUUUAAGCAUGCAACUUUUUAUUCAUUUUUAACUGUAUUAAUGUUUUUAUGUUGAUACAGCCGCCUCAUAUCUGUUUCCUCAGUGUUUUUUAAACCAUGUACUCCAUCUAUGAGUAAGAACAUGAAUAAAUUCCUUUCCAAAUU